AUGCCCGUCCGCAAAAUGGAGCCCGAAGGCAAAAAGAAAACUGCUGUACUAGCUUGUGGUAAAAGCAGGCAGGGCCCCAUGCGCGGCGGCACAGUGGCUGCAGACGCAAUGCGUAUCGCAUUCCCAUCGCAUUGCCUAUCGACGACUCCCGGACCCAGGCUGGUGGCCUCAGAUCCGCGGCCUACAUCUCGUUCAGCCUCACGAGAUGCCUCUCUUUGUCUCCAGCUGCACUUACCAAGAGACGGGCCGAAAGAGGAGCAGAAGGGAUUUCUCGACGACGCCAGGGACGGGAGAAGAAGAAGAAGAAGACCUGCGUCUACUACAAUCAUGCGCUACGCCAGUCCCAACGAGCUGCGGACGAUCAGCCGUGAGGAUCUCGGCUGGUACGACAAUGUCGUCCUGGGCGCCAUCUACACGUUUGCUGGCCACGACACCAGCACUGCUGGCGAUCUGCUAUCCCCUGCGUACUACUACGCCGCGGUCCGGCAAGUCGUCGAGAGGCAUCCGUUUCUCUCCGUGGUGGUCAAGGACAAGCACACGGACAAGGCAUACUACGAGCAUGUGCCCAGUGUCAGUCUCAAAGAACACAUAUUCAUUGCGUCCCAGGACGAACAGGGAAGAGCCGAAGACGAGACGGCCAGGAUCGAGAGACUGCUGCCCUCUCUGGUCGACCAUGCCCAUGCUGCCGAGCGGCCCCCAUGGAGUGUGACCGUCUUGCCUUUGGGCCAGGGGACUGGACAGACAACUCGUCUCUUCAUUGCCUUUGCGUUUUCCCACAUGCUUGGCGACGGCAUGAACGGGCUCACCUUCCACCAGCACCUUCUCGAGGGCCUCCGCGAUGCGUCCACCAACGCAGAUGCAUCAUCCGCAACGACGGUCACGAUCCCGCCCACGACGACCCUGGACGAGCCGUUCGACACGCCCAAGCGCCUGCCGAUAUCCUGGGGCUAUCUGCUCGGACCGCUCUUUGCCGUGCUGCUGCCCAAGUGGCUCGCCAUCCUGCUCGGGGUGCGGGCGUCGACAAGCACCCUCGAGCCAGGGACCUGGAUCGGCCCGCCAAUGUUUGACGACAACAAGGCCGACCCGACACGGCUGCGCAUCAUCGACAUCCCCGCCGCGCAGGUCGAGGCGGCGCUCCGGACGUCCCGCAGGCAUGGCGCCAAGCUCACGGGCGUGCUGCACCAGGUCAUUGUGCAUGCCCUCAGCGACGCCCUGCCAGGCCACACACUGCCCUCUGCCACGGCCAAAGGCAACAAGAACAGGGAGGCAGGCAGUAACAACAAGGAGGGCGGCGGCGGCACGGCCUCGUCGUCCACCGCCAUCACGCGGUUCGUGUCUCAGUCGGCCAUCAACAUGCGUCCCACGCUCGGCAUCCCCAACACAAAGAUGGGGCUGUACGUCAACGGGUGCUUCGACUACCACCCACGUCGCGUCAGGGCCAGCAGGACCUUCUCGGCCCAGAGCAGCCAGCAGUCAUCACAACAACUAAAUCAACAAGACGGACCCCUGACAGAAGCAGAAUGGGCCGCCGCAGCCGCAACCACCCAGAAGCUCGCCCUCAGCGCCGCGACCCUGGCCGACCAGCCGAUCGGCCUGCUGCGCUACGCGCCCAGCGUGCGCGGGUGGAUGGCAAAGAAGAUGGGCCAGAAGCGGGACUGCUCGUAUGAGGUCAGCAAUCUGCUUGCUUUCUCGCCUCCUCCUCCUCCUGCUGCUGCUGCUGCGGUCACCGCUCCUGCCGCAGCGGCAGCGGCGGUCGAGGUGGAAUGGAUCGUCUUUGCGCAGCCGCGGAACCCGACGUCGUCGCCGCUCGUGUUUGAUGUGGUCAGUGUCAAGGGCGGGAACCUGGUCAUCAGUGUGGUCUGGCAGGCUGGGGCGCUGGGGGAUGUCACGAGGACGCUGGAGGGCGAGCAGAAGCUGGUUGGGGAGAUUAGCAAAGGAUGUGGUGGCCGUGGUGAGCUUGACAGAGGUCGUCUCCGUCCCCGUGGCGGCCUCCAAGGCGGUGGUCUCAGUGGCGGCAGUGGUUGUUGUGAUCGUUGUGGAUUCGGGCAGGCUGACUGUCCACGUAGACUCUGCAGCGACGGUGGUCGUGAGGGACCACGGCCCUUGGGACAAGGGCGUAUCGAUUCAGUUCGUUAUGUGAGAGCUCGGAAAGCAAAGGAAGCUCGGUCGAUUCGCACAAUGGCCAUAACCCGCAACAUUGGAGCAUGCGAAACCGCGGAACAUCUGUUGCCCUUGAUUGUGCUCGCAAUGACUUGGUUCCAACAAGACAAAUACAGAAGAUCGUUUAAGGUUCAGCAGUCUUAUCGACUUCGCAUGUCGACCCUGGUUCAGCACGAGUUUCACAUGGUUGUGCACAUGGCUCCUAGUCCCUCGUCUGGUGUGGCUCACUGUAUUCAAGCGCCUUCGCCGAGAAGACCGGGGUGCGGGGUCGACAUGGAAUAG
Messenger RNA from Microdochium trichocladiopsis, 2442 nucleotides. RefSeq lists its product as uncharacterized. Gene Ontology annotation, molecular function: N-acetyltransferase activity. The record is from RefSeq and is a predicted model, not a curated record. The coding region runs from base 1 to 2442 and encodes 813 amino acids. The transcript is spliced from 8 exons. NCBI's taxonomy places the organism in Eukaryota, Fungi, Ascomycota, Sordariomycetes, Xylariales, Microdochiaceae.